CACCAUCGCACUUCUUACACGUUCAUGCAAAACACCCUCAGACGUCUAGCAACGAUGGCCAGCCAGAACCCCACCUACAUCUACAAGAUUCUCCCCUCGGCCACCGUCGACUCUCGCUUCUACUUCCCCACCCCGAUUCCGUCCUCGCACGAGUUCUUCCUCUCCGAGCUCGACUCGAAGGACGGCUUCGUGCACCUCUCCACUGCGCAGCAGGUCCCCGGCACCCUCAAGCGCUUCUUCGCCGACGCUGAGCAGGUCGCCAUCCUCCGCAUCGAGUAUGCGCGUCUCUCAGCCUGGAAGCGCGUGAGGUGGGAGCAGGCCGGUAACGGCGAGUCCUACCCCCACCUCUACGCUCUCCUCGAGGGUCAGGACAUUGACAGCUACAAGGAGAUCGAGCAGGGUGGUGACUGGGACAAGGCUCUUGCUGCCGUCAGCAACUGGCUUGUUUAAGUGUUUGGCUGUUGCUGCGCCUUGAAAGAAGCGAAAGAAGCCCGGUUCUUGCCCAGAGGCAAGCUGCCCUGGGUCUCCGUACACGCGAGUAGUGAUGUUAAACAUGAGAAUAUUG
Vanrija pseudolonga is the source of this 565-nucleotide messenger RNA. RefSeq lists its product as uncharacterized. The coding region runs from base 25 to 450 and encodes 141 amino acids. The transcript is spliced from 3 exons. The record is from RefSeq and is a predicted model, not a curated record. NCBI's taxonomy places the organism in Eukaryota, Fungi, Basidiomycota, Tremellomycetes, Trichosporonales, Trichosporonaceae.